Messenger RNA from Pseudophryne corroboree (corroboree frog), 2845 nucleotides. It is a transcript of the gene IL2RG, whose product is annotated as interleukin 2 receptor subunit gamma. The transcript is spliced from 9 exons. The coding region runs from base 118 to 1140 and encodes 340 amino acids. Gene Ontology annotation, biological process: cytokine-mediated signaling pathway. Gene Ontology annotation, molecular function: protein binding; cytokine receptor activity. The record is from RefSeq and is a predicted model, not a curated record. Gene Ontology annotation, cellular component: external side of plasma membrane; membrane. NCBI's taxonomy places the organism in Eukaryota, Metazoa, Chordata, Amphibia, Anura, Myobatrachidae.
UGGAGACUGAAAGAUAAAAUGAAGGUGAUAGAUCCACAUUGACCUAAAGAUAAAAGUACCAGAACUCAAUACUAGUACACGGACUGCUCUAGAAAAGAAGUUGUGGACAAGAUAAGAAUGAUGAUGAACAUGUUCUGCCCUGUAUUUGCCUGGAGAACAUUACUGGCAACAGGACCUUCCUUCUAUCUUAUCGUCAUGCUGUCAGCCCUGAUAUACCAUGUUCAAUGCAGCGAGGAACCAGAGGUGCACUGUACAAUGAAUAAGUACAAAAACGUGACAUGCCUUUGGAAUCAGAAGGGACACCUGAGUGAGAACUACACCUUAUAUUACUGGUACGGCAUGCAGGAAUCUUCGGUACGGCAUACAGCCCCUUGUCCGCAAUAUGUGAUUGCCAAUCAUAUAACUAUAGGCUGCCAUUUCCCUGAAGGCAAGACUUUCCAAACGUUCAAUGUGAAGCUGAACAGCAGUAGCAUGGGACCCCCAAUCCAGAAAACAUUUCACAACUUACAAGAGCUUGUGAAGAUGGAUCCUCCAGCAAACCUAAGUGUUGUGAAUACUAGUAGUUUGGAGUUACGUCUCACAUGGGAGCAAUCCCUUGGAGUUUUCAGUGAGCUCUGUAUCUCUUAUCAAGUGCGGCAUCGGAGUAUGGGCAGUGACAAGUGGACGGUGAAGAAUGCCUCUUCUAAAAAGUUUUCCUUGCCAAGUUUUGACCCUCGGGAAACCUAUACCUUCUAUGUGAGAAGCCAGUUAAACACAAAUUGUAUAAGUUCUAAUAUAUGGAGUGAGUGGAGUGAAGGUGUCACCUGGGGAAGGAAUGCCACAGUCAGUGAUGGACAGCCAUUAACAGAACUUGCCAAAACGGUUCUUAUCUCCAUUAUUUCAACAUGUGUGUUGCUGUUACUUCUGUUACUCUUCAUUAGGAUGGAAAGGAUUUGGUUUAUUCUUGUUCCUCAAAUUCCAAACCCUGGGAGAAAAUUUGAAGCUCUUUUCAAUAUCUACAGAGGCGACUUUCAGGAGUGGCUUGGAGUAUCCAAAGAAGCUGUGGACAACUUGAAGCCCAAUUACACUGAGCCACUCUGCACCGUGAGUGAAGAUCCUGAUUGUAUAGUGCUGGAUAUGAAGAAUCCGACAUGCAAUUGAUCCGCAAACUGACACCUGCUCAGGCACAUCAGUGGUGGGCUAAGGACCGCCUAACCAGGAGUCAUUUUUCCUUAUCAUCUUAAUUAGUUGUGUUGCUGACAAGUUAGUGCAUUCAAUUUGACGGCUGUCGAGAUCCUGGCUGUCAGGAUACCGAUGCCGCAAUCCCGGCACCCAAUGAAAUACAGCCGGUAUAUCCUACUGAUCCCGACUGAACCUACUAGUGAGAAGAGUUACUGUGUAUAUAAUGAUACUGUAAAAGUUUUCCUAUUGUACUUUUUAAUCAUUUUUAUAAGAAACUACAGUAGCUUAAUACCCAUGCUUCGCUACGGAAUUUAAGGAAUAAUGCCUUUGUCAGACCGCAUUUAUGGCCUUCCCCGGAUUGAUGCUGUCAAAAUGCUGGUGCUGAGGAGAAUAAUCCGCCUCCCUCUCUGCCCCGUCCCGCCUCUGAUGAUGCCCUGCUCAGUGCUGUAAAUGCUGGGACGACAGGCCAAGCUCCGCCCACUAUAUGUUAAAUAUGUAAUGUUUACAGGCUGAAUCUAUGUCAAAGGGCCCUAGGUCUCCUUGCUAAGUUUAAAAACGAAAGUAUACCUCCGCCCCAUCCGUGUGUGCGUCUGCCCUUACCCGUAGGUGCCUCUGCUCCUACGCAUAUGUCUAUGCACCUACCCAUGUGUACCUCUAUCCUUACCUGUGGGUGCCUCUGCCCCUACCCGUGUGUGCCUCUAUCCUUACCUGCGGGUUCCUCUGCACCUACCCAUAUGUGCCUCUGCCUUUACACGUGGGUGCCUCUGCCCCUACCCAUGUGUGCCUCUGCCCCCACCCAUGGGUGCCUCUGCCCUCACAUAUGAGUGCCUCUACCUGUGUGUACCUCUGCCCCUACCUGUGGUGCCUCUGCCCUUACACGUGGGUGCCUCUGCCCCUACCCAUGUGUGCCUCUGCCCCUACCCACGUGUGCCUCUGCCCCCACCCGUGGGUGCCUCUGCCCACACAUAUGAGUGCCUCUACCUGUGUGUACCUCUGCCCCUACCUGUGUGUACCUCUGCCCCUACCUGUGGUGCCUCUGCCCUUACACGUGGGUGCCUCUGCCGCUACCCAUGUGUGCCUCUGUGUAAAUUGCUCCAGGCAUUCCAGAGUUAUGCUGAAAACUAUGGAUGUUUACAUGUCACCCCCUUCUUACCCCCACCCAUAGGGGUGCUAGGGGUGUCUUGCCCCCACAGUAUUUUUUUCCAUAUUGUAAGACAUAUGUGUACCAAGUUUGGUGUAAAUUGCUCCAGGCAUUCCAGAGUUAUGCCUGAAAACUAUGAAUUUUUACAUGUCACCCCCUUCCCACCCCCAGGGGUGCUAGGGGUGUCUUGCCCCCCGUUUGGUGUAAAUUGCUACAGGCAUUGCAGAGUUAUGCUGGAACAUACAAAGGUCCAUUUUUAUAUUUAUAGAUUCUUGUGUUAUUUUCCACACUAUGGGGUCUAUUCAUGAAGCAGUGAAAAGUGUGGAGAAGUGAGUCAGUGGAAAUCUGCUUUUGAUGGUAAUUUCAGCUUUUAACGGUAAAGGUGAUUAUACAAUAGAUCCGAGAACAAUCCCACGUGUUUUGUCCCUUCAGGACUUCAUCAGGGGUAUGGUUCAUAAUGGUCUGUAAAAUCUACUCUGAACGAAGAUUAGUAAUCUCAGAACAGGUUGGAUCCCCAAAGAUGGCUUGCUUCAUGUAUAAAAU